AUGCAACAGAAAAUCAUGGAUUCACUCACUGAAACUUUGGAAAUGAACUAUGCAUGGCUCGUGAUAGUGCAGCAGCAAAGUACUAAUCUGCCACAAAUGGAUUCUUCAUCUCCAUCUCCAAACCCAGUUUCCCCAGUGCCACUGAACAGUAACAAUCCAACCAGUGCUCCAAGAUUUGGAACAGUCAUUCCCAAUCGGAUCUUUGUAGGAGGAAUCGAUUUUAAAACAAAUGAAAAUGAUCUAAGAAAGUUUUUCGCUCAGUAUGGAACUGUUAAAGAAGUCAAAAUAGUAAAUGACAGAGCUGGAGUUUCUAAAGGGUAUGGGUUUAUUACCUUUGAAACCCAAGAAGAUGCUCAAAAAAUUUUACAAGAGGCAGAAAAGUUGAAUUAUAAGGAUAAAAAACUGAAUAUUGGUCCUGCAAUAAGAAAACAGCAAGUAGGGAUACCACGAACGAGCUUAAUGCCAGCAGCUGGGACAAUGUACUUAACCACUUCAACAGGAUACCCAUAUACAUACCACAAUGGAGUGGCUUAUUUCCACAGCCCAGAAAUUGCUUCAGUUCCACAGCCUUGGCCUCCUCGCUCUAUUUCUAGCUCACCAGUAAUGGUGGCUCAUCAAGCUCAGCCAAUUUACCAACAGCCAACAUACCAUUAUCAGGCACCAGCUCAUUGUCUUGCAGGGCAAUGGCAGUGGGGAUUGCCACAGUCACCAGCUUCCACAGCCUCUGUGUUAUAUUUACAACCAUCUGAGAUAAUAUAUCAACCAGUGGAAAUGCCUCAGGAUGGAGGCUGUGCACCACCUCCUCUUCCAGUGAUGGAAGCCUCAAUGCCAGAGCCCUAUGCUGAUCACAGUGUUCAAGCACCGUACCACCAGGUUUAUACCCAAAGUCCCAUGGCAGUGGCAGCCCCUGUCAUGCAACAGGAACAGGUGAAGGAAUCUAGGUUGCAUCCUGUCAGACGAAAUUUUUCCCAGCCUCCACCAGUUGGAAUUAAACCUCGUUACACACGCAGUCCUCAUUACCAUAUGAGAAAGGAAUAUAGAGCAGAAGAUUCUAUUAUUACUCCACCUUCUUCAACUGAAUCUGUUAAGUAG
This is a messenger RNA of Pristis pectinata (smalltooth sawfish), 1092 nucleotides long. Its product is annotated as protein boule-like. The record is from RefSeq and is a predicted model, not a curated record. The coding region runs from base 1 to 1092 and encodes 363 amino acids. Gene Ontology annotation, molecular function: RNA binding. NCBI's taxonomy places the organism in Eukaryota, Metazoa, Chordata, Chondrichthyes, Rhinopristiformes, Pristidae. The transcript has 11 exons.